Messenger RNA from Salarias fasciatus (jewelled blenny), 2646 nucleotides. It is a transcript of the gene pdzrn4, whose product is annotated as PDZ domain containing ring finger 4. The coding region runs from base 179 to 2620 and encodes 813 amino acids. NCBI's taxonomy places the organism in Eukaryota, Metazoa, Chordata, Actinopteri, Blenniiformes, Blenniidae. Gene Ontology annotation, molecular function: protein binding. The record is from RefSeq and is a predicted model, not a curated record. The transcript is spliced from 9 exons.
GAGGGGAUCUCUGAGGAUACACGGAUGAGAAGGAGGUGUGGAGGGGAGCCGAGGAAGAGGAGCCUGAGUGUGUACAGCCCCAGGGGGAGCUCACACACACACACACACACUCGCACGCACGCCGCAGACCGCGCACACACUCCAGCAGGCUCCCGGCACUGUUUCCCUGACAACUAGAAUGGGCUGCAAUUUGUGCACCUUGCAGAAACGGGAGGAACACUACAAACUGCUGUACGAGAUCGCACAGGUGAACGGACGCGACUUCUCCAAGGUUGAACACGAUGAGGCGGUGGUGGAGGCCAUCAGGCGGGAUCCCAUCGUCGUCCAGGUGCUCCGGCGCGCCCCCGCCGGCGCCGCGGCCGCCGUCAUGCACGGCGGCUCGCCGCAGGACGCGUGCGUGGUGGACGUCUGCACCCAGACGGACAUCACCUUCGAGCACAUCAUGGCGCUGGCCAAGCUUCGCCCGGCCACCCCACCUGUUCCGGACAUCUGCCCCUUCCUUCUGUCCGACAGCUGCCACUCUAUUCACACCAUGGAACAUGAGUUUUAUGAAUGCCCGGAGUACCUGUCGAACACCCCGGCGGAGGUGGAACGGACUGAAGAAUACGAGUAUGAGGAGGUGGAGCUGUGCAGACAGAACAGCCAGGAGAAGCUGGGACUGACGCUGUGCUACAGGACCGACGACGAGGAGGACACCGGCAUCUACGUCAGCCAGGUGGAGCCGAACAGCAUUGCGGCGAGAGACGGACGCAUUAAGGAAGGAGAUCGGAUUUUACAGAUAAAUGGCUGCGAAGUGCAAGAUCGAGAGAAAGCCGUUGCCUUGUUGUCAAGUGAAGAAGCGCGGAGCAUCGUUCUACUUGUCACAAGGCCUGAAAUCCAGCUGGAGGAAGAGGCCGUGUGGCUGGAUGAUGAACAACAGGAGCUGGUGGAGGAGCUGAAGAUGGAGAUCCUGGAGCAGAGGAGGAAGCAGAAGGAACAUAACUUUGGCAGGGGAGACGAGCAUCAAGCCGAAGAGGAAAUGACAACAGACACAGCGACCUGUUCGUCCAACCAUCAGGACAGCGGAUUCGGAUGCAGCACAGACAGUCCGGAGCACCAACCCCUGCUGGCCAGACUGCACAGGAGGAGCCCCGCCCACUGUCUGAGGGAACGGUGGCAGGCAGACCAUCCGCGAGUCGACGCGCAGGAAAAUCGCAGCACCAGAACACGGUGCCCGGGACAAAGCCACGAAGGCGUCCUGAGAAUCCGCAACGGCGGAGGCGGGAUACUUGGCUUAGAAAAUCGCUUCCAGCAACUCUUGGAGCUCAAAUGUCAGAUUCGGAACGGGGGCGAGUGUGGGGUGUACUCCAUCCGGCACAGCAUCGAGUGUAGCCUCACGGAGCAAGGGGGAGGGGACGGAGAUGGCGUGGAUGAUGUGGAGGGAGGGGGAGGAGUGGAGCAGGAGUUGAGGAUGCUGAAUGAGGAGCUGCGCAGCAUCGAGCUGGAGUGCCAGAGCAUCAUGCAGGCCCAUCAGCUCCGCCAGGCCCAACAGCUGGAGCACUCGCAACCCGCGCACUGCUCGCCGGGAAGGAGCUCCAAGGACGGCCAGAAGCGGCACGGCCGACUGGCCGACAUCCACGAGCACCCCGAGAGGUCAGACAGCGAUAAGAUCCGAGAGAAGGACAGCUCCAGCGCCUACAACACGGCCGAGAGCGCGAGGUCGACGCCGCUGGGCGUGGAGAGAUCCCCAGACCACUCGCUGCAGAGACACAUCAGCAUCACCAACCAGAAAAACCUCAGGCUGGCCGCCUCCGCACCCUCCAGUCCGAUCCCCAUCCCCAAACCCCAGGGCUCGGCCAGUCGGAGACCGGCAGACCCGGGUCCUCUGAUCUCCAGUAGUCCAGACCAGAGCAACCCUUCCAGGUCCGAGUCGGACCCAGCGCUGCCUGCAGACGACGAGAGGUGUGAAAAGAAAGGAAGGACCAGAGACUCAAGAAGAGCGGGACCCUAUGGCUCGUCCUACCAGACGGCUCCUUAUCACAGCCAGGGGGGAUCCAGGCAGCUCCAGAGCUAUAUGCAGCUGCUGCAGCAGCACUCGUCCCUGGAGUACUCCCAGAGCCAGCUGAGUCUGCUCAGCGUCUGUCGAGACCCGGCGCACCGGAACGGACGCCCCGGGGAGCCCCGUCUGGAGUGGAAGGUCAAGGUCCGCGCCGACGGGACGCGCUACGUCGCCCGGAGGCCCGCCCGCGACCGGAUACUCCGCGAGCGAGCGCUGAGGAUCCGGGAAGAGAGGAGCGGCGGCAUGACCACGGACGACGACGCCAUGAGCGAGAUGAAGAUGGGCCGCUACUGGAGCAAAGAGGAGAGGAAGCAGCACCUGGCGAGGGCCAGGGAGCAGAGGAAGAGGAGGGAGUUCAUGCAGAAGAGCCGCCUGGAGUGUCUGAAGGAGGGUCCAGCAAGCGGGGCCGAGGGUCGGAAGGAGAUCAACAUCUUGGAGCUCAGUCAUAAGAAAAUGAUGAAGAAACGGAACAAAAAGAUUCUGGACAACUGGAUGACCAUCCAGGAGCUGAUGAGCCACGGAGCGAGAGUCCCAGAGGGCUCCAAAGUUCACAACGCCUUCCUCUCUGUCACCACCGUUUAGUAAACACAUGUAUCGUCCCACAGGAA